AUGUUAUUGUUUUAUUUAAUUGUUAUUUUGUUUAAUAUUAUUCAAAUUGAUUGUUCACUUGAAACAUGUCGUCAAACAUUUGGUUCGAAUAAAUAUGAUCUUAAUCAAUUAAAUCAUAUAACACUUAUUAGUGAAGAUAAAACAUUUCGAUAUGCUUUUAAUCCUUGUGAUUUAGUACCAACAGAUAAAUGUGGAAAAAAUUCAGGUUCAUUUGAACAAGGUAUGACUGCAUGUCAAGAAAGAAUUAUAGGAACUAAGUUUGAAUCACCUAUGGGCUUUCUUGAUGGAUAUGGAAAGUUACCUAAUCUUGAAUUUAGCGAAAAUCCUCAAGGACCAGGAACUGGAAUUGUCAUGAUUAUGCGUAAUGCGAAAUGUAAUCGUGUUGAGCGUUUUGUUCAUGUUACAUUUAUUUGUGAUAAAAGUAUUAAACAACCGACAACAAUGAAUGUAAUUGAAGAUCCAAUGUGUAAAUUUAUGAUUACAGUACAAGCAGCUGAAGCUUGUCCACUUAAAGGAGGUAUUUCAGGUGGAGCUAUAUUUAUUAUUAUCUUGAUUGUUUUAAUUAUUAUCUAUUUUAUUUGUGGAAUUUUAUAUAAUCGAGUUAAACAAAAUCAAACAGGUUUAGAACUUAUACCAAAUCGAAGUUUUUGGCUAAUUCUAGGUGAAUUGUUUCUUACUGGUUGUAAAUUUACUUGGAAUUUUAUUCAUAAUCUCGGUCAAGGAACAUCGUCAUCGAAAAUGCCAUAUGAAUCUGUAUAG
Messenger RNA from Rotaria sp. Silwood1, 759 nucleotides. The record is from the annotation of a GenBank genome assembly. NCBI's taxonomy places the organism in Eukaryota, Metazoa, Rotifera, Eurotatoria, Philodinida, Philodinidae.